Messenger RNA from Achroia grisella, 2643 nucleotides. RefSeq names its product 46 kDa FK506-binding nuclear protein (gene Fkbp45). Gene Ontology annotation, cellular component: nucleolus; chromatin. The transcript has 8 exons. NCBI's taxonomy places the organism in Eukaryota, Metazoa, Arthropoda, Insecta, Lepidoptera, Pyralidae. The record is from RefSeq and is a predicted model, not a curated record. Gene Ontology annotation, molecular function: peptidyl-prolyl cis-trans isomerase activity; macrolide binding. The coding region runs from base 188 to 1411 and encodes 407 amino acids.
AUAUAAGUUCGACAUCGUGGUUGGCUUUGAUUCUUUCUUUUUCUGCCGCAUUCAUGUACAUUGAAUCCGUUUUCUAUAAAGUUAAUAAUUUAUAUAUCGUUAUUAUAAAGCUCUAUAACUGAGUGUAAUAAACUUAGAUCUCUAAGGUUUUUAGUUGUUAUACACGGUUGUUAAAAACACCAUCAAAAUGUUUUGGGGACUUAUUAUGGAGCCGAAUAAACGGUACGCUCAGGUAGUAGAGAAGCCAUUCCACAUUUCGCAAGCAGCAAUAGACAUCUCUACAGGAGAUAAUGACGCUUGCCAGGUGAUGGUGGUUGUGGAUGGCAAAAACUUCCUUAUCUGUACAUUGCAAAAGAACAAAUGCAUUCAAGUACCUUUGGACCUGUAUUUCAAAACUGGAGAUUCUGUUGCAUUUCUUACUAAUGGUAAAUGUAAUGUCCAUUUAACUGGUUAUUUGGACCCUGAGUUUGAGGAAGAAGCAUCUGAUGAAGAAGAAGAAGAAGAGGAGGAUGAGGAGGAAGUACCAGCAUUAGUGAACACAAAGAAUAAGAGGAAACUUGAGAACAGCAAUGAGGUGCAAGUCAGCAAGAAAGUUAAGCAAGACAAGAAAGUAGCCAAAAAGGUGGCCAAGGCAGAUAGUUCUGAUUCAGACUCUGAUGAUGAAGACCAGCUUCAGAAAUUCCUGGAGGGUGAAGACAUUGACACAGAUGAGAAUGAUGAGUCAUUCAAAGUGAAUACAUCUGGUGAAGUCAGUGACAGUGAUGAGGAAGAUGAUGAUGAAGAGGCAGAGGAAGAAGAAGAAGAGGACGAUGAAGAUGACGAUAAUAAGAUGGAAACAUCGGGAGAAGCAGAGACCACCCUCGACACCAGCAAGGAAGAAAAUGGAGUGGACAUAUCUAAACUGACAAAGAGUCAACGGCGUCGUCUCAAAAAGAAACAGAAAUUGGCCGGUCAACAACCACAAGUCAAUGGAAUUGAUAAGUCUAAGAAACAGGAGGCUCCACAAAAAGCUGAGAAAAAGAAACAGGAGGCCAAAAAAGUGAACCAAGAGGAAGCAGGGGAGAAGAAAGAAAAGAAAUCUCUAAGUGGUGGAGUAUUUGUUGAAGAUACUAAAGUUGGAAAUGGGCCACCUGCCAAGCCUGGCAAAGUUGUAAUGGUAUACUAUGAGGGGCGUUUGAAACAAAACAACAAAAUGUUCGACAAUUGCCUGAAAGGCCCUGGUUUCAAGUUCAAACUGGGCGCGAAAGAAGUGAUCGCGGGCUGGGAUGUCGGCAUCACGGGUAUGAAGGUUGGAGGCAAAAGGAGAAUCGUAUGCCCACCUGCAAUGGCUUAUGGAGCAAAAGGUUCACCACCAGUAAUUCCACCGAAUUCAACUUUAGUAUUUGAUGUUGAGCUCAAGAAUGUUAAAUGAUGUGCUAAAUAAAUAUGAAUCUACACCAGUGUGUCAUGAACAUUUGUUGUUUUCAGUUGAAAUGAAUAUUGUUGAAUGUUUGCCACUGUAUGAGGAAUGCAGAGUAGAAAAUCUAUUCAUGUCAAAUUGAUACAUCUGCAAUUAAAUUUGUCACUCAUCAUUACUCUUACAUUAUUCCUAUAUUAAUUAUUUAUUGCAGAUGUUUCAUAUUUGUCUUUUACUUAAGUUCUAUAUAAGCUAGAUUGUAAGAGUCAAACUGGAGUUUAUUAUUAAGAAUAAAAUUUCUGACUAUGAUUAUAUUGCAAAUAUAGAAUAAAGUGUUUUACUGGCCAAUACUUUUUAUGUCAGCUUCAGGAAGUGCUAUAUUGAUUUAGCAAAAAUCGUAUUUCGAAUAUGUACUAUGAAUCUAGGUAACUUGUAUGAACGCCGCCUACUGGCAUCUACUAUUUUAAUAACGGCAAUUGAUUUUCUAUGAUUAAAUUUGCCCUAUAACUUGUGAAACAGCUUAUGUAUUGUAUGAGUUUGACUAUGUAUAAUAUAUUUGUAAUAAAGCCGCCUGGCUGGUGCAGUCAGCUAUAUAGAUUUGUUAAGGUAUAGGGUGAAUAAUAAUGUAUGAAGAAUAUUUUAAUUUCGUCUCUUAAUACAAUGGUAUCACUGUGGUUAUCACCUAUAUAUAAAGCGCACAUAGAUAGUUAAUGUAAAUAAUGAUGAUUAAGUGUUCCUUAAGAUUAUUUUUAUACUUGACCAGCUGUUUCCCGUGACUUCGUAAUUUUACUUAUUUUUUUUAUUAAAUUAAAUAAAUUUCUAAAAGAAAAGUAACCUAAGUUCCUCUUUAUAACAUUAGCAAUCUGAGAGUGAAGUCCGUUAAAAGACAUAGUAUUUUUUUUAUUUUACGUUUAUUUUAUUUAAAUUAAUUAGCUUAAGUUUCUCUUUAUAACAUUAGCUAUCUGCGAGUGAAGUCCCGUCUAAAGACAAAGUAUUUAAUUUUUUUUUAUUGAUGUUAUAUGAAAGUAUAUAUCAUAUGCAUUUAGUGAAAAUUUGAGCUGUUAAUUUUAAAUUUUAAACAGAUAGUGUAUUUAUUUGUAAGAAUUAUGAUUAUACUUGACCAUGACCAUCUUUGACGGCGAUGUAAAGCUGACUGUACCAUGAAUAUACUUUUAAGUUUUAUUAGCCAUUUCAAAAUUAAUGUCAUUAAUUAAGUGAUCAUUCGUUAUAUUAUAUUUUUGAACUCA